CUUCGACCAAAUAUUUUUAAAUAUACACCAAAAUUACUUGCAGAUUUGAUUACUAAAUGUUGGGAUGCUAAAGCAGAAAAUAGACCAACUGCUAAAGAAUUGUAUCAAACAUUAUAUAAAUGUGGUAAUGAAGAAUUUGAUGAUAUUGAUACUGAAUCUCAAGUAGAUAAAGAUAGUGAUGCCAAACCUCAA
Messenger RNA from Rhizophagus irregularis DAOM 181602=DAOM 197198, 192 nucleotides. The record is from RefSeq and is a predicted model, not a curated record. Lineage: Eukaryota; Fungi; Glomeromycota; Glomeromycetes; Glomerales; Glomeraceae.